Indicator indicator is the source of this 5928-nucleotide messenger RNA. RefSeq names its product transient receptor potential cation channel subfamily M member 7 (gene TRPM7). Bases 1 to 5811 code for a protein of 1936 amino acids. The transcript is spliced from 40 exons. The record is from RefSeq and is a predicted model, not a curated record. Gene Ontology annotation, cellular component: membrane. Gene Ontology annotation, biological process: calcium ion transport; monoatomic cation homeostasis; monoatomic cation transmembrane transport. Lineage: Eukaryota; Metazoa; Chordata; Aves; Piciformes; Indicatoridae. Gene Ontology annotation, molecular function: protein serine/threonine kinase activity; ATP binding; calcium channel activity.
AUGGCUAGAGGAAUCUGUACGCCUGGUGCCCGAGGGGUCGGCCAACGCCGCCCUGCCUUCGCCGGCCUCGCUGAGGUGCGGCGCUGCCUUGCGCAUCCCUCCGCUUCUCGGAGCAGCGCUUCGGGGGAAGCCCGUCCCACUGCGUCCCAGAAAACUUGGAUAGAAAAUACUUUCACGAAGAGGGAGUGUGUGUAUAUUAUACCGAGUUCAAAAGACCCCCACAGAUGCCUUCCAGGAUGUCAGAUUUGUCAGCAACUUGUCAGGUGCUGUUGUGGCCGCUUGGUCAGGCAACAUGCUUGUUUUACUGCAAGUCUUGCUAUGAAAUACUCCGAUGUGAAGCUGGGUGAAAACUAUAAUCAUGAAAUAGAAGAAUGGUCAGUGGAAAAACAUACAGAACAGACCUCUACUGAUGCUUAUGGUGUCAUCAACUUUCAAGGUGGCUCUCAUUCUUACAGGGCUAAGUAUGUGAGAUUGUCAUAUGACACUAAGCCUGAAGCUAUUCUGCAACUUAUGCUUAAAGAAUGGCAGAUGGAGCUGCCGAAGCUUGUUAUAUCAGUACAUGGGGGCAUGCAGAAAUUUGAACUUCACCCACGCAUCAAACAGUUACUUGGCAAAGGUCUUAUUAAAGCUGCAGUAACAACAGGAGCCUGGAUUAUAACUGGAGGAGUGAACACAGGUGUUGCAAAACAUGUUGGUGAUGCUUUAAGAGAACAUGCUUCCAGAUCAUCUCGAAAGAUUUGCACUAUUGGGAUUGCUCCGUGGGGAGUGAUUGAAAACAGAAAUGACCUUGUUGGAAGAGAUGUGGUUGCUCCGUAUCAGACCUUGUUAAAUCCAUUAAGUAAACUAAACGUCCUAAAUAAUCUCCAUUCCCAUUUCAUUCUGGUGGAUAAUGGAACAGUUGGAAAGUAUGGAGCUGAAGUUAAGUUGCGGAGAGAACUGGAAAAAACUAUUAAUUUGCAACGGAUCCAUGCAAGAAUUGGCCAAGGUGUGCCUGUGGUGGCACUUGUAUUUGAAGGUGGCCCAAACGUCAUACUCACGGUUUUAGACUUCCUUCAAGAAAGUCCUCCUGUACCAGUGGUAGUAUGUGAAGGAACUGGUAGAGCUGCAGACAUACUGGCAUAUGUUCACAAGCAAACAGAGGAGGGAGGGAAUGUUCCUGAGGGUGCUGAGCCUGAAAUAAUUUCAACCAUCAAAAAGACAUUUAACUUUGGUCAAAGUGAAGCAGUUCAUUUGUUUCAGACACUGCUGGAAUGCAUGAAAAAAAAAGAACUUAUUACAGUUUUUCACAUUGGGUCAGAUGAACAUCAGGAUGUUGACGUUGCAAUACUUACAGCAUUGUUAAAAGGCACGAAUGCAUCUGCAUUUGACCAGCUUGUUCUUACACUUGCGUGGGAUAGAGUCGACAUAGCCAAAAAUCAUGUUUUUGUUUAUGGGCAACAAUGGCUGGUGGGCUCUCUGGAACAGGCUAUGUUGGAUGCCCUUGUGAUGGAUAGAGUUGCAUUUGUGAAACUUCUGAUUGAAAAUGGAGUAAGCAUGCACAAAUUUCUUACAAUUCCCAGGCUGGAAGAACUUUAUAACACAAAACAAGGCCCAACUAACCCAACGCUCUUCCAUCUUGUUCGAGAUGUCAAACAGGGAAAUCUGCCUCCAGGAUAUAAAAUCAACCUAAUUGAUGUGGGACUGGUUAUUGAAUAUCUGAUGGGAGGAACCUAUAGAUGCACCUAUACACGAAAACGCUUCAGAGCUGUAUACAACAGUCUCAGUGGGAACAAUCGGCGAUCAGGACGAAAUCCUUCCAGCACUACUCCUCAGAUGUGUAAAAGCCAUGAGUCUUUUGGUAACAGGGCAGACAAGAAAGAAAAGAUGCGCCAUAAUCACUUCAUCAAGACAGCGCAGCCGUACAAACCAAAGAUUGACACUGGUGCAGAAGAGGGAAAAAAGAAAAGAACCAAAGAUGAAAUAGUAGACAUAGAUGAUCCUGAAACAAGACGUUUUGCUUAUCCUCUCAAUGAGCUAUUGCUUUGGGCAGUGUUAAUGAAGAGGCAGAAGAUGGCCCUUUUCUUCUGGCAGCAUGGGGAGGAGUCCAUGGCAAAAGCCUUAGUUGCUUGCAAAGUGUAUCGUUCAAUGGCAUAUGAAGCAAAACAAAGUGACCUUGUAGAUGAUACUUCAGAAGAACUGAAACAGUAUUCCAAUGAGUUUGGUCAACUUGCAGUUGAACUGUUAGAACAGUCCUUCCGACAAGAUGAAACUAUGGCAAUGAAAUUACUAACCUACGAGCUUAAAAACUGGAGCAAUUCAACUUGUCUGAAGCUAGCAGUGUCGUCAAGGCUUCGUCCCUUUGUGGCACAUACUUGUACACAGAUGUUGUUAUCAGAUAUGUGGAUGGGAAGGCUGAAUAUGAGGAAGAAUUCAUGGUACAAAGUGAUACUGAGUAUUUUACUCCCUCCUGCUAUACUGCUGUUGGAGUACAAGACCAAGGCUGAAAUGUCACAUAUUCCUCAAUCUCAAGAUGCACAUCAAAUGGCAAUGGAUGAUAGUGAAAACAACUUCCAGAAUGCAGCAGACGAAAUACCUAUGGAGGUGUUUAAAGAAGUAAGGAUCUUGGACAGUACUCUAGAAAAGCAUGAUAUGGAGACUCCAGCAAAACCUAAAAGACUUCCAAUUACACAGAAGUUUUAUGCAUUUUAUCACGCACCAAUUGUGAAGUUCUGGUUCAACACGUUGGCUUACUUGGGAUUCCUUAUGCUCUACACAUUUGUGGUUCUUGUGAAAAUGGAAGAGUUGCCAUCUGUUCAAGAGUGGAUUGUUAUUGCUUACAUUUUCACAUCAGCAAUUGAGAAAAUUCGUGAGAUUUUUAUGUCAGAAGCUGGGAAGAUAAAUCAGAAGAUUAAAGUGUGGUUCAGUGAUUACUUCAAUAUCAGUGACACAGUUGCCAUUGUCACUUUCUUCAUCGGGUUUGCAUUAAGAUUUGGAGCAAAGGGGAGUUUUGGUGAAAACACUUACAGAGAAAAUUAUGUCUUUGUUGCUGGAAGAAUAACCUAUUGUCUCAAUAUCAUUUUUUGGUAUGUGCGAUUACUGGAUUUCCUAGCUGUAAAUCAGCAGGCUGGCCCUUAUGUUAUGAUGAUUGGGAAAAUGGUGGCCAACAUGUUUUACAUUGUGGUGAUUAUGGCGCUGGUACUGCUUAGUUUUGGUGUUCCCAGGAAGGCAAUAUUGUAUCCUGAUGAAGCACCCUCUUGGACUCUAGCCAGAGAUAUUGUGUUUCAUCCAUACUGGAUGAUUUUUGGUGAAGUGUAUGCCUAUGAAAUUGAUGUAUGUGCAAACAAUUCUGAUGAAAAAGUUGCUCAUCUCUGUGGCCCAGGAACAUGGCUGACCCCAUUUCUUCAAGCUGUCUACCUCUUUGUACAGUACAUAAUUAUGGUUAAUCUUCUUAUUGCAUUUUUCAACAACGUGUAUUUACAAGUCAAGGCAAUUUCAAACAUUGUGUGGAAGUAUCAACGCUAUCAUUUCAUUAUGGCCUACCAUGAAAAACCUGUUCUGCCUCCACCACUUAUUAUUCUUAGCCACAUGGCUUCCCUGUUCUGUUGUAUAUGUAAAAGAAGAAAGACAGACAAGACUUCAGAUGGGCCAAAACUCUUCCUGACAGAAGAAGAUCAAAAGAAACUUCAUGAUUUUGAAGAGCUCUGUGUUGAGAUGUAUUUCAAUGAAAAGGAUGAUAAAUUUCAUUCGGGAAGUGAGGAAAGGAUUCGAGUCACAUUUGAACGGGUGGAACAAAUGUGCAUUCAGAUAAAGGAAGUUGGUGAUCGUGUCAACUACAUAAAACGGUCAUUGCAGUCUUUAGAUUCACAGAUUGGCCACCUGCAGGAUCUCUCCGCUUUAACUGUGGAUACUCUGAAAACGCUGACUGCACAGAAAGCUUCAGAAGCUAGCAAGGUUCAUAAUGAAAUCACACGGGAAUUGAGCAUUUCAAAGCAUUUGGCACAAAACCUCAUUGAGGAUGGCUCUCUAAGAUCUUCUGUGUGGAAAAAGCAUAGCAUUGGAAAUGUCUUUGGUUCUUUUCCACAAGGAGGCCUUGAAAGUAAUAAUGGUUUGCUCUGUAAUAUUGCUCUACGUGAUGAAAAAGAAGUUCAACAUAAGACAAUUGGUCAGGAGUUAGCUCCAGUUCCCCGAAGAGAAGACAUAAACUUUCAAGAGGCAGGUUCCUCAGGCAGUGCCUUAUUUUCAAAUGCUGUUUCUCCUCCAGAACUUCGCCAACGAAUACAGGCUGCAGAGAUCUCAAAGUCCACUAGUAAAAGUAGAAAAUUAGGCAAUUCAUCCAACAGCAUGCCACAUGUAACAUCCCCAACAGCUAAGUUUUUUGUUAGCACUCCAUCUCGGCCCAGUUGCAAAAGUCAGCUGGAUUCUUCAGCAAAGCAUGAAGAGACUGCUUUCUCUAAGGCUACAGAAGGAGAUAAUAAUGUAGAGUUUGGUGCAUUUGUGGGUCACAGAGACAGCAUGGAGUUAACGCGGUUUAAAGAGGCAGCAAGCAAAAUUAAAGAAAGAAGUGCUGAUAUCGAGGAGCAACAGGAAGACUUCAAAAAAGCUAUAUUGGAGGGCAUGGACACAACCAGACUUCAAGGUCUUCAAAGUAACUGUGGUCUAAGACAAUCUAGUUCUUGUGGUGGGUUUACUGACCCUCUGGGAGUCCAUUCAGAACAAAUAUACAGCAAGAGCAGAAGGCCAUCAAGUGAAGACCCUCAACAAGUAGACUCUAAAGCAGCCUUACUGACGGAUUGGUUACAAGGUAGACCUUCAAAUAGCGGUCAAAUGUCAUCUGAAGAAGAUGCACUGAAUGGCAUCGCUUCUCCUUUCAAGCCUAUCAUGGAUAUAAAUUACUAUUACUCAGCUGUAGAAAGAAAUAACUUGAUGAGAUUAUCACAGAGUAUUCCAUUCACUCCUGUGCCUCCAAGAGGUGAGCCAGUCACCGUGUAUCGCCUUGAAGAGAGCUCUCCCAACAUCCUGAACAACAGCAUGUCUUCCUGGUCACAGCUGGGACUCUGUGCUAAAAUUGAAUUUUUAAGUAAAGAGGAGAUGGGAGGAGGUUUACGUCGAGCUCUUAAAGUAGUAUGCACAUGGUCAGAAUACGAUAUCCUGAAAUCAGGACAUCUCUAUAUCAUCAAGUCUUUUCUUCCUGAAGUUGUGAAUACUUGGUCAAGCAUUUAUAAGGAGGACACUGUGUUACAUUUGUGCUUGAGAGAAAUUCAGCAGCAGAGGGCGGCGCAGAAGCUCACCUUCGCUUUCAAUCAAAUGAAGCCCAAAUCCAUUCCAUACUCUCCGAGGUUCCUGGAAGUUUUCCUUUUAUAUUGCCAUUCUGCUGGCCAGUGGUUUGCAGUUGAAGAGUGCAUGACUGGAGAGUUUAGAAAGUACAACAACAAUAACGGUGACGAAAUAAUUCCAACUAACAUGCUGGAGGAGGUUAUGCUAGCUUUCAGCCAUUGGACAUAUGAGUAUACAAGAGGAGAAUUGCUGGUGCUAGAUCUGCAAGGUGUUGGUGAAAAUCUGACAGAUCCCUCCGUGAUAAAAGCUGGAGAGAAAAGGUCAUAUGAUAUGGUGUUCGGCCCGGCCAACCUGGGAGAGGAUGCGAUCAAAAACUUCAGAGCAAAGCAUCACUGCAAUUCCUGCUGCAGGAAACUUAAACUUCCUGAUCUGAAGAGGAAUGAUUACACACCUGACAAGAUCAUAUUUCCUCAGGAUGAUUCCCCUGAAUUGACAAUUCAGCCUGGAAGCUGCACCAAAGAAUCUGAUUCAGCUAAUUCUAUUCGUCUGAUGCUCUAAUGAUGUGACCAAAUCACUGGCUUCAUCCAAACUUCAUGGAAUGUCACAAAGUUGUCACUUCUCUUUCCUUCACUAUAAUUAAAAGCGAGAUAUGUCAAUCAAGGAUUGCUGUCUUAA